This is a messenger RNA of Naegleria gruberi, 1182 nucleotides long. RefSeq lists its product as uncharacterized. The transcript is spliced from 2 exons. Lineage: Eukaryota; Heterolobosea; Eutetramitea; Acrasida; Naegleriidae. The record is from RefSeq and is a predicted model, not a curated record. Bases 1 to 1182 code for a protein of 393 amino acids.
AUGGUCGAAUCCGUUGCUCAACAAUUAAGCACCCUCUCCAUUUCAACAGGUCCUUUCCAAUCCGAUGGCGAACACUACAAGUUACUUAAAAACUAUGAACAAAUUGAUGCCCACGCAAAAUCUAUUCCAUCCAGUGAAACAUCUACCCUUACACAAUUGGUAACCUACCUCACUAAACCAUUCUCUAGCAUUGAGGAAAAGGCAAGAUCCAUCUUUGUCUGGAUUUGUGAAAAUGUUGUCUAUGAUGCUGAGAGUUUCCUCUCCAAUCAGCAUGCUGUCUAUGUUCCAAGUGAACACGACAAGUUCUUUAGUGAAGAUGAAAAGAAGAUGUACUGCCCAACUUCUCGUCUUACCUUCAUUCAAAAGAAGGGUGUUUGCAGUGGUUACGCAAGACUCUUCAAGAAUAUGUGUAUUCAAUCAGGCAUUCAAAAGGUAUCAUGUGUUGUUGGUUUUGCAAAGCUUGUUGGUUUCAAUCCUUUGAAUCCAGUAGAUAUUAAGGAAUCAAACCAUGAAUGGAAUGCUGUUGAACUUGAAGACGGAUCUCUCAGAUUGAUUGAUGCUUGUUGGGGAGCUGGUGUUUUGGGCGGAUCAUCAUUCCAAAAGAUUUUCACAUCAAGAUACUUCUUCAUGAGCCCAAAUGAAAUGAUUGCUUCCCACUAUCCAGAAGAUCCAAAAUUGCAAUUAAUUUCACCACCUGUUAGUCCUGAUGAUUUCGUUAAUAGAGUUCGUAUCAAACUUAAAGCUGCCUCUGCUCGUGUUGAUGGUCACAAUAUUAUUAUCAGUGUUUGUGUUCCACAACCUGGUGUUAUUUACCAACUUUCCAUUUUUGCAGGUGUUAGAAAGUGUGAAGAAAUGUUGACUUAUUUCGUUAGAGUUGAAGGUGGAGCUAAUAUUGAGGAAGUUUCCUAUCCAUCUGAAUACGGCUCUUGGAAGACCUAUGCUGGUGAAUUAAUUUCACCAAAAACUGGUAAAAUGAAAGUUGGCACAACCUAUUCAUUCAAGAUUCAAUUCCCAGCUGAUAAAAUGGUUGCCAUGGUAAUGAUACCACCAAGUGAUCAACUUGUUUCUAAGGGAAAUGGUUUGUUUGAAGGUGAAUACACCCCAACAGCCCCAGGAAAAGUCAAUCUUGUUGGUGGUUCUGGAUCUAGACUUGAAGGACUAUUGGCUUUCGAUGUUGUAUAA